Messenger RNA from Spodoptera frugiperda (fall armyworm), 4441 nucleotides. RefSeq names its product major facilitator superfamily domain-containing protein 8 (gene Cln7). The record is from RefSeq and is a predicted model, not a curated record. The transcript has 6 exons. Gene Ontology annotation, molecular function: transmembrane transporter activity. Bases 416 to 1951 code for a protein of 511 amino acids. Lineage: Eukaryota; Metazoa; Arthropoda; Insecta; Lepidoptera; Noctuidae. Gene Ontology annotation, cellular component: lysosomal membrane. Gene Ontology annotation, biological process: transmembrane transport.
AUAAUGAGCGCUAUCAGCCGGGGACGGGCGCAGCGCGCGGCGUAAUGCGGACCGGUGAGUCGGCGAGGCUCGAGAUUACGUGAAGGAAAAUGAUGCCAACGAACGACAUCACACACAGUUCGGUUGGUGGGGUCAGUCAGUCAGCCGCGGAGCCGCGAGAGACGCGGGUGUGGCGGUGCGCUUGCGCAACACAUUGAUAACUCGCCGCGGCGCGUGCCCUUGCGCCGCUAAUUUCUUUGUUUACUUGCUUUGUUUGUUUCGGAUGGACUGGCCGACACUGGCCAGGUCACGCCUCCUGCGACCAUUAUUUCCAACUGAGAUGGUGUGGUCUGCUGCGCGACCAGUUCAUGCGUGUGCGCAUUUUGUUGUUCCGUUUGUGAUAUUUCGGAGAUAAGUAGUGCAGUGUGGUUGCGACAUGGAGUGGUUUAAGGGCCUGGCGGGGCGGGUGCGGCGGGAGCCUGGUUCGGAAGAGGACGGGCCGCAUUCCAGCUCACCACUGCUGGAGACAGCCCAGGAGCGGAGCGAGCGCUGGCGCAGCGUGUACGUCAUCUACUUCACCAUGUUCCAGAUGUCGCUGGGUUUCAGCAUCGUGCUGACCGGCGUGUGGCCCUACCUCGACAAGCUGGAGCCCGGCGCGCGGAAGGAGGUGCUGGGGCUGGCGGUGGGCGCGCACCCGCUGGGCCAGCUGGUGUUCUCCCCGCUGCUGGGGCUGUGGGCCAACCGCGCGGGCUCGGCGCGCGCGCCGCUGCUGGCCACGCUCGCGCUGUUCGUGCUGGCCAGCGUGCUGUACGCCGAGCUGCACCUCACGCGCCCCUACGCCAAGUACUGGAUGGUCUUCGCCAGAUUCCUCGUCGGCGUCAGCUCAGCCAACAUAGCGGUGGCGCGGUCGUACCUGUCGGCGGCGACGCUGGUGGGCGAGCGCACGCGCGCCGUGGCCGUGGUGUCGCUGGCGCAGGUGCUGGGCUUCGUGGUGGGCCCCGCGCUGCAGGCGGCCGUGGCUCCACUGGGCCCCGGCUCGCCGUACCCGCCGCCUGGGGACUUUUCUUCGCCCCUCCGCCUCGACAUGUACACCGGCGCCGGGUGGAUCAACGCCGCGCUCGGCUUCAUCAACCUCUUGCUCUUCCUGCCCUGGUGCUUCAAGGAGAGGAAGAUUGCCGCCAGAGAAGCCAUGAUCGCGCAGGGAACAGACAAUGAAAAAGAAGCUUUAAAAGCUUUGAAGCCGGACCUGGUGAGCAGCUGGACGCUGGUGGCGGCAUUCUUCGUGCUGGUGUUCAACUUUGUGCUGCUGGAGACUCUGGCCACUGUGCUGACCAUGGACCAGUUUGCGUGGACCAAACGGGAGGCACUCGAGUACAUGGGCGCGCUCAUGAGCGCCGGCGCCGUGCUGGCCUGCAUCACCUUCGCGCUCAUCGGCCCGCUUACCCGAUUCUUUGAAGAGCGUGCGCUGCUACUGUGGGGCGGGUUCUUGCUGACGGGCUUGGCGUCAGUGCUGUGCAUCCCGUGGGGCCCGGCGCCGCCGCCGCUGGCGCCCGCCAACGCCACGGAGGCGGGCGGCGGCUGCCCGCAGGCCACGCAGCCGUGGUGCGCCACGUCGCGCGGCCUCACGCUGCCGCAGUUCCUGGCGGGCUACGCCUGCGUCUCCGUCGGGUACUCGCUCGGUGUCACGCUCAUCCAGACGAUAUUCUCCAAGGUGUUGGGCCCCAGGCCUCAGGGCGUGUGGCAGGGCGUGCUGACGGGCGCGGGCUGCCUGUCGCGCGCGCUGGGCCCGGUGUUCGUGGCGGCGGUGUACGCGCGGCACGGGCCGGUGGCCACGUUCGGCAGCACGGCGGCGCUGACGCUGGCGGCGCUGGCGGCGCUGCGCGCGGUGUACGGGCGGCUGCGGCCGGCGCCGCUGGCCGCGCGCCCCGCCGCCGAGCACGAGCUGCGCGCGUUCGCCCAGGACGAGACGUGACGUCACUUCUUGCCAUGCGAAGUAACCUGUAGCUGAAGAAGACUGAUGGCGGCGCGACGCACGCGACGCGACGUUGCUACGAGUAUUUCUAAAUGUAUAUGUAUGCCAGGGCGGUACUGAUAUAGGAGCUUGUGUUUUGUGUUUAUUUAUUAGAUCGCAGUCAAAGCUAUAUUCAAAGCCUAUAAUCAGGUAAUGCAGGCAGUAAGCUCAGCAUUAUACAAAACUGGUCAGCGACACUCGUGCUCAGUACUCAAUAAGUAGGACAAAGGCCGCGCUAAUUAUAUGCCGAUGACAGAGCAAAGUGCGAUUACCAAAUACAUAUUUAAACAAAACCAAACAAUGCUUAAUUCGUUUUGAGAAUGUUAAAUGUUUGUGUGGUACUAUGUAAUAUAAAGUACGCGCUCAUUUCGAAUGAGAAAGUAAUUGAGAGUCCAUUAAGUGAAUGUUGUAUUUAGUUAAACAGUAAGUGACGGUGUAGGUGCUAGGUAGGUAGAUAGACAGCGUUUGGCUCAACCACACGUGAUACGUAUAUAGUAAUAAAAUAACGAUGAUUCAUAUAAAUAACAGAAUGAGCUGAGAGCGCAGAUACUAAUUUUAGUCAAUAUUAUUAUUUUGAAGGGUUUACAUAAAUAUUUAUUAUUUUAAGGGUUAAGGUAGAAAAGAGACCAUUGAUUAGGUCAGUGGCUGUGCUUGGUAUCGUCCGAUACGUACGACGAACAGGGACGGCCAUCUCCAUAAUAAUUACUGCUGCAGGAGAGUGCUAUACAUUCACAACAUACAUGCGACAUAGUACACUCCCUGCGUUGACACUGCGCACUGCAUAGUAUUAAUGAGACUGAAAAACAAAACAAUCCUAUCAUAUCAAUGUUAUAUAUUUGUAAAUAAGAUAAGUAAAUACUCCACCACUUCGUACUGUAUCAAUGGCGUACCUUAUGUUCUGCAUAACUCAAUGUUUCAUUAUGCAAUAGGUAUGUACAUGCAUAAUAAUGAAUUCCUCCGUGAAGGGAGUCAUUUCGUUAUUGUGGAGACGAACAACAAGUACUAUAAAUGAGAACACAGACUCGAAAGUGUCAGUAAUAACAAAUUGUAUGUAUGAACAAGUUAAAAGAGCCUCUCUCUUAUUAAAAAUUGAGAUUAAAAAACACAAGCUAGUAGUGCAGUGGGUGUGCAGUACAUUGUUGCCCGCGCACCGCUCGCUCCUUUCUGAUGCGCAUCCUACUUGCAUUCAGUUCACUUAGCCAGCACUCGGUCGUGUGUCGUGUCUACACAGGGCGCAUAGUAUAUGACAUGUUUCAUGUGAUAACUCGUAAUAAGACUUUAAUGGCUUAAUUACCUUUGAUACAGUUAUUCAGUCAUUAAAGUCAUUGAACAACGAAUAUAGUUUCGGUUGCCUAGCAACAAGUUUAUAUUUCGUCACAUUGCCGUCGGUUGCCAGCAUGAUAGAUUGUUAAUUAGGUUCCGUACGUCAUCAAAGUCCAGACCACACUGAGUUGCGAUUGCACACGAAAACGAUAAACAGAAGCGGUGGCACUUGUACAAGUUGCAUGCGUAUUCAUUUUGUAAUAAGUAGUUUCUGUAAUUAAAGUCCAAAGUCAAGUAAUUUAUUUCAAUCUCACUUAUUAAUAAGGCACUUCUACAAGACGAACAAUAUUUUAACAUUUGUCAGCCAUUCCCCUAAUGCAGCUAUUUGCCAUCGUGGACUAACCGCAGUGCGGCCUGGGACCAAGAUCGGCUGUAGCUCCAUCAUCAGCCGUGGGAGUCCACGGCUGGACCUGCUGGCUGGCUUCCUCUACAAAAGAAGGACUUGCCACUAUUUGUACGCUUAGCUAGCAGGUUGAAGAUCUCAAUUUAAAAGGUUCAGGUUAAUCAUAGAACGGACAGCGCCGGUCUCUGCUAAAUAUCAAUUUCCUUAUUUAGUCGACUCUAACGACACCCGCGGCAAGAGUAGGGGUGGAAAUGAAUGUAUCCGACUACUGUAAGUGUAAGUACAACGUGUAGCGGGGAGGUGGAGGCCGAGUAUUACUGUGACGACACGUACUGAUGUUCCUCUGUGGGUGCGUGCUGGCGGCUGGCGCUGACAUUCUGCUGGCUCCGGCCUGCAGUGUACCGACACAUGGCGCGAUACACAAGGUGCUAACUACGACGCACUAGACAAGAACGUCGAUGGUCGUCCGGCCCACGGCCACCAUCGCCGAGUUCCGCAGACUAAGUGUCACUGUUUGGAAGUUGUUACGGAAUGUAUAAAACGUUGGGAUUGUACAGCAGCGUGGAGGCCGACACAAGGUGCACACAGACGGUGGAACAUCUUGUGUGUUUCGUUAUGUGUUGGCGGGUUUGAGUCAAUAUAUAGCAAUACAGCGCCAGCACGUACAAUAAUAAUGUGUAAUGUGUAUAAUGUAUAAAUAGGUAGAUAAUAUUGGAAUAGGUAUUUUGAAUUUUGUAUAUUUUUGCUAUUCAGACUUUUAUAAUUUGAAUAAAUAAGUUACGUUA